Molecule: messenger RNA, 1644 nt
Organism: Phaeodactylum tricornutum CCAP 1055/1
Lineage: Eukaryota; Bacillariophyta; Bacillariophyceae; Surirellales; Neidiaceae
Exons: 2
Coding region: 184-1596 (470 amino acids)
Biological process (GO): lipid homeostasis; mitochondrion organization
Cellular component (GO): mitochondrial inner membrane
Source: RefSeq, a predicted model, not a curated record
UGGCGCUCGAGUUCUCGCUCGGAUUCCGACGGUCGGGACGAAGAACGACGGUACUGGGAAGCCGAAAAAGUGCGGCGGCUGCAAGAGUUGGAAGAUUCACAAGCGGCCUAUGCAAAGCCAUCCCAUACCGAUACGAAGGAUCUCGUACUCAAUUUGAAAAGCAAAGAGCAACAACGACAACGAAUGCACGACGCGGCCGACCAGCUGGCCCAGGCCGAAGAAACUCUCGACGAACUCGGUAGUUCCAAAAGUUUCCUACACCGCAAGGCCGCCACUCGACUACUGGAGUUGUGUAGACGCAACAAGGGCGUGUACAUAAAAAUCGGACAGCAUCUAGCCAACCUGGACUACCUUAUUCCACAAGAAUAUAUCGACACGUUGUCCUCUCUUUUCGACGACACUCCACGCACCGAUUUCCGAGAUGUGUGUCAGGUGAUCCGCGAGGAGCUUCAACACGAACCGGACGAAUUGUUUGCUCGGGUCGAUCCUGUGCCGAUUGCGUCCGCCUCGCUUGCCCAAGUCCACGUGGCGUAUGACAAAACCACCGGUAGAAAACUUGCCAUCAAGGUUCAACACCGUGGACUGCGCGAAACCUGCGCCGGAGACCUGCACGCUCUCGUUACGGUUGCUCAUAUGGCGGAGCGUUUAUUUCAAGAUUUCCAGUGGGGUUGGAUAGCCGACGAAAUAGCUCCGCAAUUACCCAAAGAAUUGGAUUUUAUAAACGAAGGCAGGAAUGCGGAACGAGCUGCUGCAGACAUUCGCGAGACAGGCUUGGAUUGCAUAGUCCCGAAGAUUUUAUGGCAGCAUUCAUCAGCACGAGUAUUGACCAUGGAAUUUGAGGAGGGUUUUAGAGCGACGGAUAUUGAAGCUAUCGAAAAAGCCGGCUUGCGCAAACAUGAUGUCGCCAAGUUGAUUUCGUCCGUGUUUUCUUCGCAAGCAUUCAUUUCCGGUUGGGUGCAUUGCGAUCCCCAUCCUGCUAAUGUGUUGCUGAGAAAGAAUACCAAGGGUAAGCCGCAAAUGGUUCUAGUUGAUCAUGGCUUGUACAGGGAGCUUGAUACGGACUUUCGUUUGCGCUACGCUUCUCUCUGGAAAGGUUUAAUGCUCGCGGAUUUGGACGGCAUCAAGCAAUCCUGUCGUAGUCUAGGUAUUGAUGAAGCGUACACUUUGUUCGCCGCCAUGUUAACCGCUCGACCUUUCGAUGAGAUUAUUGAACGGUCAAAAAGGAACUCGUUAACACACAAUGUCCAGCCAAACAGUCGCGCGGAUCAAGCCGUGAUUCGGGGUUACGCACAGCGUUUCCUGCAAAACAUCUUUGAACUUUUGAAUAAGCUUCCUCGGCAAAUGCUUCUAUUGCUCAAGAUGAAUGACUGCUUGAGGCACAUUGACUAUAGUUUGGGAUCACCAACCAAUACUAUUGUUGUCUGUGGAAAGUACGCAGCGCAAGCCGUUUACAAAGAUACAUUGCGAAGCAAUUUGUCAUGGCCUAAGAAGUUGAGGGCUUGGUGCACGUACGUCCAUGUACUGUCACGGAUUCGUCUACACGAUAUUGGAGUUUGGUGGAUACAUUUAAGGUCUGCUGGUGUAAGAUACUCUUAAAAAGCGUUAGCUUCUGGUACAGAUUAACUAAACCCACCUCUACAGAUG